Molecule: messenger RNA, 761 nt
Organism: Caenorhabditis sp. 36 PRJEB53466
Lineage: Eukaryota; Metazoa; Nematoda; Chromadorea; Rhabditida; Rhabditidae
Source: the annotation of a GenBank genome assembly
AUGGUAUGUCCGAGUGACUUGCAUUUGCUAGAGCAGCGCUUAAAAGUGCAGUUUGUUGUCUUACUGGGGAAUGAUCCUCAGGUAUGUUGGCCUUAUGGGUCGUGAUUUGCAUGACUCGAUAGCUUAUACAGAGGGAAUCAAAUUUUCCGUUGAUCAUUUUUGCAAAACUUUUCAACAUUUUGUGAGCAGCUUUUAAUUUAACGAGAAUAGAGUAAGAUAGGCUGGUCGAACAGGCGCCUGAAAUCGCCUGUUCGACCAGUCUAGAGUAAGAGAUUAUUCAGGUGGUGCUCAUGGUUCUACAAGUCCCAAAAAAUCUCAAAAAGCCCAGCCAGUGUGCUUUUGAACUUUCAAAGUUCUUUAAUGAUAUGUGCUUACUAUUAGAUCAGUGUGACCUCACACACUCAUUUUGUACUAAAAAUCUGUUUGAUCCCCCUUUUCAAUUGAUAAAAGCAAAUUUGUUCAGCACCAAAUCGUGUCGCACCGCGUGCCGGCCACACGAAUCUCCACUUUCGUCGUCGUUCUCAUCUCGUUCCUUCUGGUCCUCGUCAUAUUUUCCACGUGCGUCAUGUGCAUCAGUUACAUCCGGCGGAAGCUCAAGAAACGGGAAAGUGUAAGUACUGCAACCGAGUCGUUUAUUUUUUCCGCAAAAAAAACUGUUGCAGAGCCCUUUGCUUUGCCGGAGUGAAACAUCGGAAACUUUGAUCGAAUCGACGUUGAUCAACAGUGAUGCACCGACCAUGUACAGUGCAAUCGAUGUCUGA